Messenger RNA from Dermochelys coriacea (leatherback sea turtle), 14518 nucleotides. It is a transcript of the gene DNAH9, whose product is annotated as dynein axonemal heavy chain 9. Lineage: Eukaryota; Metazoa; Chordata; Testudines; Dermochelyidae. The coding region runs from base 39 to 13562 and encodes 4507 amino acids. The transcript is spliced from 69 exons. Gene Ontology annotation, molecular function: minus-end-directed microtubule motor activity; ATP binding; dynein intermediate chain binding. The record is from RefSeq and is a predicted model, not a curated record. Gene Ontology annotation, cellular component: dynein complex. Gene Ontology annotation, biological process: microtubule-based movement.
CGAGCGCAGCCCUCGCGGGGCGUCCUGCCGGCAGCGCCAUGGCCAGCCCGGAGGGGGAGGGGGGGUCCCCCGCGGCGGACGCCCCCGGCUCGGACCCCCGCGCCCGGCUGCUCGGGGAGCGCGCGGUGCGGAGCCUGCGGCUGGAGCCGGAGCGCUGGGAGCGCUGCGCGGGCAGCCCCGAGGCGCAGCCUCUGCUGCGGGCCUUCCUGGAGGGCGCCGCGGGGCAGCCGCCGCCGCUGCUGCUGGUGACGCUGAGCCCGGCGGGGCAGCUGGCGCUCAGCACCCGGCUCCCCGCCUGCCCCGGCCGCAGCAAGGCGCUGUUCUUCCUGCGCAGGGGGCCCGGGCCGCUGAGCGCCCCGCCCGGCCCCGGGGAGCUGCUCUACGGGGACCUGCCCGCCUCCUGCCUGGAUCACUUCGCCGCCCUGGUGGAGGAGGUAGUAGCACCAGUCCUGGCAAACCAGAAGAACCAUCACAGCUGGCCAUAUGUGGUGUCACAGGACAUUAUGCGCCAUGUCCACAGCCUGAGAAGUAACAUUUUUGUGGUUAUUGGUCAAGUAAAAGGCAAGACCCUGCUCCCUCUUCCAGCAGGCUCCGAGAGAAUGGAGUAUAUAGAUCAUGAAAAUGAAAAAACUGUGGAACUGGUGGAUAAAUCUCUCGUGCACGCCAUUGAGUCAACAGUGAUAGAAUGGAGCUACCAGAUCCAGGGAGCAUUGAAAAGAGAGUCAUCAGAGCCACUUCUGCAAGGCAGCAACCCCAAUCCAAAGGUGGAGUUAGAAUUCUGGAAAAACAGGUGUGAGGACCUGGAAUGCAUUUACAAUCAGCUGAAAACUAAGAAGGUUAGGAACAUGGCUGAACUGCUAGACAGAGUGCAGAGCAGCUACUUCCCAGCCUUCAAAGCGAUGUUCAGAGAUGUCGUAGAAGCUUUGACUGAGGCCCAGGAUAUUAACCUGCACCUGACACCUCUCCAGCGUCGUUUGGAGGACAUAGAGAGUGUUGAGUUUAAUGAGGUGAAGCCAUUGAUCAGUCCCUUGCUCCAUGUGGUUUGUUUAAUCUGGGCGACAUCCAAUUACUACAACACACCUGCACGGAUCAUAGUGCUGCUUCAGGAGAUCUGCAAUCUUCUCAUCCAACAAGCCUGGAAUUACUUGACCCCAGAAGACAUUCUGAAGGGGGAAGCAGAAGAAAGUCUGGGCAAAGUGCGGGAAGUGCUCAGCAUCCUGAGAUACUUCAAGCAGACAUUUGAGGAGAGACGGGAAAAGCUCCACACCUACUUUAAACCAGGCCAAGGAGUGAAAAAAUGGGACUUUCAAUCCCUCAUGGUGUUUGCACGGCUGGACAGCUUCCUAAGAAGACUUGAGAUGGUGGAGGACUUCCUAGCAACAGCCUUGGACAUAAUGAAGCUGGAAAAGCUAGAGUUUAGUGGGAUAAGAGGAAAGGCACUGAGCCAGCGGGUCCUGAGCAUGUAUGAAGAGUUCCAGGAAGUGUACAAAGUAUUUUCAGACCGAAGCUAUGACUGUCUCGACACAAACAACGUGGAGUUCGAACAUGAUGCCUCUGACUUUAAGCAGAAAGUGGAAGAUAUGGACAGAAGGCUGGGGACUAUUUUCGGCCAGGCUUUUGAUGACGCAGCUGGCUUGGAGCACGCCUUCAAGUUGCUGGACAUAUUUGGGAGCCUUCUGGAACGGCCAGUGAUAGCUGCUAGUGCCUCUGACAAAUAUCCUCGGCUUAUCACCAUGUUUGAUGGAGAUCUGGAUGAUGCUAAAUUGAUCUACUUGAGGCAUAUUCAGGAGGAGAUGGAGCUAGGCUAUCCCUCCGUGCACAGGAACAUGUCCUUGGUAGCUGGGGCUUUGCGCUGGGCUCAGGAGCUGAGAGACCGGAUCCAGGUCCCAUUCAGUCAUUUUAGGCACAUCACACAUUCCUGCCUGGAGUCCCCUGAAGGAAAAAGAAUGAUACAGAAGUACCAAGACAUGGUACAGUUGCUAGAAAGGUAUCAGGAGAAGCUCUAUAAGGAUUGGUCCCAGACAGUGUCCGAAAAAUCACAGUAUAAUCUCUCCCAGCCAGUUAUAAGACGAGAUCCAGAGACCAAGCUGAUCACAGUCAAUUUUGAUCUGCAGCUGAUUUCAGUGCUCAGGGAAGUGAGUUAUCUGGAGGCAAACCAGGUGGAGAGCAUCCCUGAAACAGCAGCAGAAAUCUACUCCUCCAAGGAGUCGUACCGGAAGCUGGUGGCUAACUUGGAGCUGAUGGUGAAUGGGUACAAUAAGAUCCUGAGGACAGUCCUUGAGGUGGAAUACCCUCUGGUACAGGGGCAACUGCAGGAUAUUGACUCCAGACUGAAAGAGGCAGAAGAGACACUGAACUGGAAGACAGAAGACCUGUGGGAGCACAUCUCCAUGGUGAUCGAGAGCGUUCAUGACCUUGAGCGAAGGAUCCAAAAAGCCAAGGACAAUGUCGAGGAGAUUCAGAGCAUCAUGAGAUUGUGGGUCUCACCAAUUUUUGAGAGGAAAGAUGGAAAAAGGGAAAAUGUGCUCAGUUUGGAUGAUCGGCCUGAACGUCUAGAAAAGCGCUACAACCUCAUCAAAGAGUCGGGGCUGAGAAUCCAUGCGCUGGUGAAGGAAAACCUGAGUUUGUUCGCCGCAGACCCCACCUCCGAAGUUUGGGAAGCCUACAUUGAUUAUGUGGAUGAAAUGAUCUUGGAUGGAUUCUUUAAUGCUAUUGAGUGCUCCCUCAAAUACCUCCUGGAAAACACAGAUUGCAAGGCAGCACUGGCUCCCCUGUUUGAGGUGCGGCUGGAUCUGGUGAUCCCUGAUUUGGUAUUCCAUCCCGCGCUGGAUCCUGGUGCUAACGAUGGCUUUUAUGACAUGGUCGAAGGACUCCUCAAUGACAUCUACCGGAUCUCGUCCCUGGUGUCCAGGCUGGCUGAGCACAGUGUUUUCCCUCACUAUCAGGCUGAUAUGGAGGACAUGGGUGACUUAGCUGACAUGCGCCACAGCCUCAUGGAGCGUGUGCAGAACACGAUGUCAACCUGCAAUGACUAUCGCAACUCCUUCGACCACUACUCUUACCUCUAUGGGGAUGACAGGAAGGAAUUCAUACGCCAGUUCCUGUUGUAUGGGCACGUCCUGACUGCGGCAGAAAUUGAAGCCCAUGCGGACAAUGAAGUCCCAGAGAGCCCUCCCACAUUGCAGCAGUUCAGGGAGCAAAUUGACUCCUACGAGAGAAUCUAUGAUGAAGUCAACCGCCUGGAACCAGUGAACAUCUUCGACAGUUGGAUGAAAAUUGAUGCUCGGCCUUUCAAAGCAUCCCUGCUGAAUGUCAUCAAAAGGUGGAGCCUGAUGUUUAAGCAGCAUCUCAUUGAUCAUGUGACACACAGCUUGGCUAAUCUUGAAGAAUUUAUAAAGAAUGCUGAUAGAGGUUUGAACAAAGAGGUUGAAAAAGGAGAUUAUAAUGGUUUGGUGGAGAUUAUGGGUCAUCUUAUGGCUGUUAAAGAAAGACAGACGAGCACUGAUGAGAUGUUUGAGCCCCUGAAGCAAACAAUUGAGCUACUGAAGAUAUAUGAGCAAGAACUUACAGAUGAAGUGUAUAAGCAAUUAGAGGAGCUGCCAGAAAAAUGGAACAAUAUAAAGAAGCUGGCGAUAACUGUGAAACAACAAAUGGCUUCUUUGCAGGCAAAUGAAGUGACAGUUAUUCGCAAGAACUGUGCAGCAUUUGAUGUGAAACAGCAGAAAUUCAGAGAGAGAUUUCGCAAAGAAGCACCAUUCAGGUUUGACAUUGAAAAUCCUUACCUAAUGCUGGAUGCAAACCACACUGAGAUAAAACAAAUGGAGUCAACCAUGGCCUCACUUUACGAAUCAGCUGGUUUGUUUGAAGUCAAUGUUCCAGAUUAUAAACAGCUAAAGCAAUGCAGGAAGGAAGUUUGUCUUCUCAAGGAACUCUGGGAUAUGAUCUCUGUGGUGACAUCUAGCAUAAACAACUGGCAGACCACGAAAUGGAAGGAUAUUAAUGUGGAAAACAUGGACCUUGAAUGCAAAAAGUUUGCAAAGGACAUUCGGAACCUGGAUAAAGAAAUGAGGGUGUGGGACGCAUUCACUGGGCUGGACAACAGGGUGAAGAACACCCUGACAUCUCUGAGGGCUGUGGCGGAGCUUCAGAAUCCCGCCAUCCGGGAAAGGCACUGGAACCAGCUGAUGCAGGCAACAGGUGUGACGUUCACCAUGGAUGCAGACACCACACUGGCCGACCUCCUGACACUCAACCUGCAUAACUUUGAGGAUGAGGUUCGGGGCAUAGUAGAUAAAGCAGUUAAGGAAAUGAGCAUGGAGAAAGUCUUGAAAGAGCUAAAAGGCACUUGGAGCAGCAUGGAAUUCCAGUAUGAACUGCAUCCCAGGACAAACAUCCCCCUGCUGAAAUCCGAUGAGGAGCUUAUUGAAACUUUAGAAGACAACCAGGUGCAGCUGCAGAAUCUGAUGACAUCCAAGUAUAUUGCCUUCUUCUUAGAGGAAGUAUCUGGAUGGCAAAAGAAGCUGUCCACAGCAGACACAGUCAUUUCUAUCUGGUUCGAAGUGCAGCGGACAUGGUCUCACCUGGAGAGCAUAUUUAUUGGCUCAGAAGAUAUCCGGGCACAGCUUCCAGAGGACUCCAGGCGUUUUGAAGGAAUUGAUGUUGAUUUUAAAGAACUGGCCUAUGAUGCGGAGAAAACGCCGAAUGUCGUUGAGGCUACUAAUAAGCUAGGUCUUUAUGAACAACUGGAGGAUAUUCAGAGCAGAUUGGCUCUGUGUGAGAAGGCCUUGGCUGAAUACUUGGACACCAAGAGGUUGGCCUUUCCCAGAUUUUACUUUAUUUCUUCUGCAGAUUUACUGGACAUUCUUUCCAAUGGCACCAACCCGCAGCUAGUCCAGCGCCAUCUUUCCAAACUGUUUGACAACAUGGCCAAGAUGAAAUUCCAGGUGGACUCUGAGCAAAAGCCGACUAAAACUGGCCUGGGGAUGUACAGUAAAGAGGAGGAAUAUGUCAGCUUCAGUGAGCCAUGUGACUGUAGCGGGCAGGUUGAAAUUUGGCUGAAUCAUGUGCUGGACAGCAUGAGGGCUACCGUGAGACAUGAGAUGACAGAAGGAGUGACAGCUUAUGAAGAGAAGCCAAGAGAACAGUGGCUCUUUGACUACCCUGCCCAGCUUUGCCGAGAGCAUGCUGUUAAAUACAACACAUGGUGUCAGGGCUAUUAUGCAAUGGAUGAUGAACUAACUCCCUUCUCUAAGGUGGCACUGACCUGUACCCAGAUCUGGUGGACCACGGAAGUUGGAAUUGCCUUUGCCAGACUGGAAGAAGGAUAUGAGAAUGCAAUGAAGGAAUAUUACAAGAAGCAAGUGACCCAGCUGAAUACCCUCAUCACCAUGCUAAUCGGUCAGCUCUCCAAGGGUGACAGACAGAAAAUCAUGACCAUAUGUACUAUUGAUGUACAUGCUCGGGAUGUCGUAGCUAAGAUGAUAGCUCAAAAGGUCGACAGUGCCCAGGCAUUCAUCUGGCUGUCGCAGCUUCGGCACAGAUGGGCUGAUGAGGAGAAGCACUGCUUUGCAAACAUUUGUGAUGCCCAGUUUCUGUACUCCUACGAAUACCUGGGCAAUACACCUCGGCUCGUGAUCACUCCCCUUACGGACAGAUGUUACAUCACCCUCACCCAGUCUCUGCACCUGACCAUGAGCAGCGCCCCGGCUGGGCCAGCAGGGACUGGCAAAACUGAGACGACCAAAGAUUUGGGGCGCGCCCUUGGCAUCAUGGUGUAUGUGUUUAACUGCUCUGAACAGAUGGACUACAAGUCUUGUGGAAAUAUUUACAAAGGCCUUUCCCAGACGGGUGCCUGGGGUUGUUUUGAUGAGUUUAAUAGAAUCUCAGUGGAGGUCCUUUCAGUAGUGGCUGUACAGGUGAAAAGUAUACAGGAUGCCAUAAGGGACAAAAAGCAACGUUUCAAUUUCCUUGGAGAAGACAUUAAUUUGAUUCCUUCUGUUGGCAUUUUCAUUACAAUGAACCCUGGCUACGCUGGACGAACUGAACUGCCCGAGAACUUGAAAGCUCUUUUCAGGCCAUGUGCAAUGGUUGUGCCAGACUUUGAGCUGAUCUGUGAAAUCAUGUUAGUGGCUGAGGGGUUCAUUGAGGCACGGUUGUUAGCCAGGAAAUUCAUUACCCUUUACCAAUUAUGCAAAGAGCUCCUGUCCAAACAGGAUCACUAUGACUGGGGCCUGCGUGCAAUUAAGUCAGUGCUGGUUGUUGCUGGCUCCCUUAAGAGAGGGGACCCUGAUCGUCCCGAAGACCAGGUUCUUAUGCGCGCUCUUCGUGACUUCAACAUUCCUAAGAUUGUGACAGACGAUAUGCCAGUGUUUAUGGGGCUGAUCGGGGAUCUUUUUCCUGCUUUGGAUGUCCCCAGAAAGCGAGACCCGAGUUUUGAAUCAUUUGUGAAACAGGCUGUGUUAAACCUCAAACUGCAGGCUGAAGACAACUUUGUGCUCAAAGUGGUGCAGCUGGAAGAGUUGCUGGCUGUGCGGCACUCUGUCUUUGUGGUGGGUAAUGCUGGCACAGGCAAAUCUCAGGUACUGAAAUCUCUGAAUAAGACUUACCAGAUAAUGAAACGACGUCCUGUCUGGACAGACCUCAACCCCAAAGCAGUCACCAAUGAUGAACUUUUUGGCAUCAUCAAUCCAGCAACGAGAGAAUGGAAAGAUGGACUGUUUUCAUCAAUCAUGCGAGAGCUGGCCAACAUCACACAUGAUGGUCCCAAGUGGAUGGUGCUGGAUGGUGAUAUUGAUCCAAUGUGGAUUGAAUCUCUCAAUACUGUCAUGGAUGAUAAUAAGGUGCUGACACUAGCAAGCAAUGAAAGAAUUCCCCUUAACCCAACCAUGAGGCUGCUCUUUGAGAUCAGUCACCUACGCACAGCAACUCCAGCCACCGUAUCCAGAGCAGGCAUUCUGUAUAUCAACCCAGCAGACUUGGGCUGGAAUCCCCCCGUGAGCAGCUGGAUUGACCAACGAGAAAUCCAGUCAGAACGAGCUAAUCUGACCAUUUUAUUUGACAAGUACCUGCCGCUUUGCCUGGACACGCUUAGAACUAGGUUUAAGAAGAUUAUUCCGGUUCCUGAACAGAGUAUGGUUCAGAUGUUGUGUUACCUCCUUGAGUGUCUCCUAACUACGGAGAACACUCCUCCAGACUGCCUCAAGGAACUCUACGAGCUUUACUUUGUGUUUGCUGCUGUCUGGUCCUUUGGUGGAGCAAUGUUCCAGGACCAGCUUGUAGACUACCGAGUAGAAUUCAGUAAGUGGUGGGUGACUGAGUUCAAGACUAUCAAGUUUCCUUCUCAGGGAACUGUCUUCGACUUUUACAUUGAUCCAGAAACAAAAAAGUUUGAACCUUGGUCCAAACUCAUCCCCAAGUUUGAAUUUGAUCCUGAAAUGCCAUUACAGGCUUGCCUGGUGCCCACCAGUGAAACCAUCCGAGUGCGAUACUUCAUGGAUAGGCUCCUGGAGCGAAGGAGGCCAGUCAUGCUAGUGGGAAAUGCCGGCACUGGGAAAUCUGUGCUCGUAGGAGACAAACUCUCCUCACUAGAUGCCGAUGAGUACAUGGUGAAGAAUGUGCCUUUCAACUACUACACCAGCUCUGCCAUGCUGCAAGCUGUACUUGAGAAGCCUCUGGAUAAAAAGGCUGGUAGAAAUUAUGGCCCACCUGGCACCAAGAAACUCAUCUACUUCAUUGACGAUAUGAACAUGCCUGAAGUGGACACUUAUGGAACAGUGCAGCCCCACACACUGAUCAGACAACAUAUGGACUAUGGCCACUGGUACGACAGAAACAAACUGUCCCUGAAGGAGAUCAUGAACGUGCAGUAUGUAUCCUGUAUGAACCCCACUGCAGGAAGUUUCACCAUCAACCCACGGCUUCAGCGCCACUUCAGUGUGUUUGCUCUCUCCUUCCCUGGAUCGGAAGCUUUGUCCACUAUCUACAGUGUCAUUCUAACUCAGCACCUGAAACGGGGGCAUUUCUCUGGGCCUGUGCAGAAAUCCUCUCAGCAGCUGAUAAACGUGGCACUGGGCCUGCACCAGAAAGUAGCUGCUACUUUCCUGCCAACGGCUAUCAAAUUCCAUUAUAUUUUCAACCUCAGAGACUUCUCCAAUAUCUUUCAAGGCAUUCUGUUUUCUACCCCGGAGUGUCUGAAGGCUCCCCAAGACUUGGUGAAGCUCUACCUGCAUGAAUCAAACCGUGUGUACCGGGAUAAGAUGGUUGAUGAGACAGAUUUCAGCACAUUUGAUAAAAUGCAGACGGAGAUGGUGAAGAAGUUCUAUGAUGAAAUCGAGGCAACUAUAGAGGAGACCAAGAAGAUGAACAUGUACUGCCAUUUUGCUAGAGGCAUUGGGGAACCCAAAUACAUGCCUGUUCAGACCUGGGAGUCACUGAAUCACAUCCUUGUGGAAGCCUUGGAUAACCACAAUGAGGUCAAUGCUGCCAUGAAUCUGGUGCUCUUUGAAGAUGCCAUGUGCCAUGUUUGCCGCAUCAAUCGUAUCUUGGAAUCCCCCAGAGGAAACGCCCUAUUGGUUGGUGUAGGUGGAAGUGGCAAGCAGAGCCUGACAAGACUUGCAGCUUUCAUUAGCUCACUGGAGGUUUUCCAGAUCACUCUGAGGAAAGGCUAUGGAAUCCCUGACCUAAAGGCAGACUUGGCAAACCAGUAUAUUAAAACUGGAGUGAAGAAUGUUGGCACUGUAUUCCUUAUGACUGAUGCCCAGGUGUCUGAUGAAAGGUUCUUAGUGCUGGUAAAUGACUUGUUAGCUUCAGGUGAAAUUCCUGAUCUUUUCCCUGAUGAUGAAGUUGAGAACAUCAUCAGCAGUGUGAGAAACGAAGUCAAAAGCCAAGGACUGGUGGACACCAGGGAAACCUGUUGGAAAUUCUUCAUAGACCGCGUUCGACGACAGCUAAAGGUUGCUCUUUGUUUCUCACCCGUUGGUAACAAGCUGAGAGUUCGCAGCAGGAAAUUCCCAGCAGUGGUGAACUGCACAGCGAUAGACUGGUUCCACGAGUGGCCUCAAGAGGCAUUGGAGUCUGUCAGCCUGCGCUUCUUGCAAGAAACUGAGAACAUUGAGCUUUCAGUGAAAGACUCAAUAAGCAAGUUUAUGGCCUAUGUCCAUACAAGUGUCAAUGAGAUGUCCCGGGCUUAUCUGAGGAAUGAACGUCGCUAUAACUACACCACACCCAAGUCAUUCCUCGAGCAAAUCAAACUCUACCAAAAUUUGUUAUUUAAAAAGGGCAAGGAGCUGACAGCAAAAAUGAAGCGACUGGAGAAUGGCCUGCAGAAACUCAACAGCACAUCUGCACAGGUAGAUGGCCUGAAAGCCAAGCUGGCAGACCAGGAAGGUGAGCUGAAGCAGAAGAAUGAAGAUGCUGACAAGCUGAUUCAGGUGGUUGGUGUGGAGACGGAGAAGGUGAGCACGGAGAAAGCCAUCGCUGAUGAGGAGGAGCAGAAGGUGGCGCUGAUAACCCAGGAGGUCAAGCAGAAGCAAAAGGACUGCGAGGAAGACCUGGCUAAAGCCGAACCAGUCCUUGCCGCUGCCCAGGCAGCUCUUAACACGCUCAAUAAGAACAAUCUGACAGAACUGAAGUCAUUUGGAUCACCGCCUUCUGCUGUCAGCAAUGUCACUGCUGCUGUGAUGGUGCUCAUGGCUCCAGGUGGAAAGGUUCCCAAGGACAGGAGCUGGAAAGCAGCUAAGGUUUCCAUGGCCAGAGUAGAUGGUUUCUUGGACUCCUUAAUCCACUUUGAUAAGGAGAAUAUCCAUGAGAACUGUCUCAAAGCUAUUCAGCCGUACUUACAGGAUCCAGAAUUUAACCCCGAGUUUGUGACCUCCAAGUCCUAUGCAGCUGCUGGUCUCUGUUCUUGGGUCAUAAAUAUUGUGAAGUUCUAUGAGGUGUACUGUGAUGUGGAGCCCAAGCGGCAGGCUCUGAACAAAGCCAACGCAGAACUGGCUGCUGCGCAGGAGAAGCUGGCUAACAUCAAAGCUAAAAUUACUCACCUUAAUGAAAACCUAGCAAAACUCACAGCCAAAUUUGAGAGGGCUACUUCAGACAAACUGAAAUGUCAGCAAGAAGCUGAAGCUACGGCAUGCACCAUCUCGCUUGCAAAUCGACUGGUUGGGGGACUCACCUCUGAAAACGUGAGAUGGGCAGAGACUGUGAAAGACUUCAAAGGGAAGGAGAGCACAUUGUGUGGAGAUGUCUUACUAAUCACAGCUUUCGUCUCCUACCUGGGUUACUUUACGAAGAAAUACAGACAAGACCUGAUGGAUGGCGUCUGGAGGCCAUACUUGCGACAACUAAAAAUUCCAGUCCCUGUAACUCCAUCAUUAGACCCUCUGACAAUGCUGACGGAUGAUGCUGAUACAGCAGCCUGGCAGAACGAAGGCCUUCCAGCUGAUCGGAUGUCCACGGAAAAUGCCACAAUCCUCACAAACUGUGAACGCUGGCCCCUUAUGGUUGAUCCCCAACUCCAAGGGAUCAAAUGGAUCAAAACCAAGUAUGGCGAAGAUCUCAGAGUGAUCAGAAUCGGGCAGAAGGGGUAUUUGGACACCAUGGAACGAGCCCUUGCUGCAGGUGAAGUGGUUUUGAUUGAAAACUUGGAGGAAUCUGUGGAUCCAGUUUUGGGAGCAUUACUUGGCCGAGAAACAAUCAAGAAAGGAAGGUAUAUUAAAAUUGGAGACAAAGAAUGUGAAUACAACCCCAGUUUCCGUCUCAUCCUCCAUACAAAGCUAGCAAACCCCCAUUACCAACCUGAGAUGCAGGCACAGUGCACCCUAAUCAAUUUCACUGUAACUCGAGAUGGCUUGGAAGACCAGCUGCUAGCAGCUGUAGUGAGCAUGGAGCGGCCUGACCUGGAAGAACUAAAGUCAGACCUCACAAAGCAGCAGAAUGGAUUCAAAAUCACCUUAAAAACUUUGGAGGACAAUUUGCUCUCCCGGCUCUCCUCAGCAUCUGGGAACUUCCUGGGUGACACGGCCUUGGUGGAAAACCUGGAGACCACCAAACAGACAGCCACAGAAAUUGAAGAAAAGGUCCAGGAGUCCAAGGUGACAGAAACAAAGAUUAAUGAGGCAAGGGAGCACUACCGGCCUGCAGCAGCACGGGCCUCUCUGCUAUACUUCAUCAUGAAUGACCUCAACACCAUUCACCCCAUGUACCAGUUCUCUUUGAAGGCGUUCAGUGUCGUAUUUCAGAAGGCAGUGGAGAGGGCCUCUCCAGACGAGAGCCUCAAAGAGCGCGUUCUAAACCUGAUCGACAGCAUCACCUUCUCUGUGUUCCAGUAUACCACCAGGGGGCUGUUUGAGUGUGACAAACUGACCUACACAGCCCAAGUGACCUUCCAGAUACUUCUGAUGAAUAAUGAAAUUAACAUGGUGGAGCUGGACUUCCUGUUUCGAUAUCCAGCACAGCCAGGAGUCACGAGUCCAGUGGAGUUCCUGUCUAAUCGCUCAUGGGGUGGCAUCAAGAGCCUGUCGUCUAUGGAGCAAUUCCGGAACCUGGAUCGGGAUAUCGAGGGAUCUGCCAAACGCUGGAAAAAAUUUGUAGAAUCUGAAUGCCCUGAAAAGGAGAAGUUCCCUCAGGAAUGGAAGAGCAAAUCAGCUCUGCAGCGGCUGUGCAUGUUGAGAGCCAUCCGGCCUGAUCGCAUGACUUACGCUGUCCGAGAUUUUGUUGAAGAAAAGCUGGGAAGUAAAUACGUGGUUGGAAGAUCUCUAGAUUUUGCAACAUCAUUUGAGGAAUCAGGACCCGCAACCCCAAUGUUCUUUAUCCUGUCCCCAGGGGUUGACCCUCUAAAGGAUGUGGAGAAACAAGGGAAGAAACUUGGUUACACAUUUAACAACAAGAAUUUCCACAAUGUCUCCCUUGGACAAGGUCAAGAGGUAGUAGCAGAGGAAGCUCUAGACAUGGCUGCAAAGGAGGGUCACUGGGUUAUCCUUCAGAACAUCCAUCUGGUGGCCAAGUGGCUGAGUUCUCUGGAGAAAAAACUUGAGCAACACAGUGAAGGCAGCCAUCAGGAGUUCCGGAUCUUCAUUAGUGCGGAGCCUGCUCCUUCAUCCGAUGGCCACAUCAUCCCCCAGGGCAUCCUGGAGAACUCCAUCAAAAUCACUAAUGAACCUCCAACUGGGAUGCAUGCCAACCUCCACAAGGCCCUGGAUAACUUCAACCAGGACACCCUGGAGAUGUGUGCUCGGGAGAACGAGUUCAAAAGCAUCCUGUUUGCUCUCUGUUAUUUCCAUGCCGUGGUGGCAGAAAGACGCAAGUUUGGGCCCCAAGGCUGGAACCGCUCCUACCCCUUUAACACUGGAGACCUCACUAUCUCAGUCAACGUGCUGUACAAUUACCUGGAGGCCAAUUCAAAGGUCCCCUAUGAUGAUUUGCGCUACCUCUUUGGUGAGAUUAUGUAUGGAGGCCACAUCACGGAUGACUGGGACAGACGACUUUGCAAAACCUACUUGGAGGAAUUUAUUAAGCCAGAAAUGCUGGAGGGAGAGCUCUUCCUAGCUCCAGGAUUCCCUCUCCCAGGGAACAUGGACUACAAUGGUUAUCACCAGUACAUAGACGAUGCCCUGCCUGCCGAGUCUCCGUACCUGUAUGGUCUCCAUCCAAAUGCUGAAAUUGGCUUCUUAACUCAGACCUCAGAGAAACUCUUCCGCACCGUAUUGGAGAUGCAGCCUCAUGACACUAAUGCGGGUGAAGGAGGAGGAGCUACGAGGGAAGAAAAGGUGAAGGCUCUUCUGGAUGAGAUUUUAGAGAAACUAACAGAUGAGUUUAACAUCCUGGAGCUGAUGGCAAAGGUGGAGGAGAGGACGCCCUACAUUGUGGUUGCCUUCCAGGAAUGUGAGCGCAUGAACAUCCUCACCAGCGAGAUAAAGCGCUCCCUUAAGGAGCUAGAUCUGGGAUUGAAGGGAGAGUUGACAAUGACAAGCGAUAUGGAGAACCUGCAGAACGCCAUCUUCCUGGACACUGUUCCCGAGUCCUGGACUAGGAGGGCUUAUCCUUCCAUGGCUGGCCUGGCUGGCUGGUUUGCUGACUUGCUCAGCCGCAUCAAGGAGCUUGAGAUGUGGACAGGAGACUUUGUCUUGCCCUCUGUUGUAUGGCUAGCAGGAUUCUUCAAUCCUCAGUCUUUCCUGACAGCCAUCAUGCAGUCCAUGGCCCGAAAGAAUGAGUGGCCUUUGGAUAAAAUGACUCUGCAGUGCGAUGUGACGAAGAGGAACCGCGAAGAUUUGAGCAGCCCUCCCCGUGAGGGCGCCUACAUACAUGGUUUAUUCAUGGAGGGUGCACGCUGGGAUAUGCAGACAGGGAUGAUAACGGAUGCCAGGUUGAAGGAUCUGACUCCAGCCAUGCCCGUUAUUUUCAUCAAAGCCAUUCCUGCUGACAAACAGGACACUCGCAGCAUGUACCCAUGUCCCGUGUACAAAACACAUCAGAGAGGGCCAACUUAUGUGUGGACUUUUAACCUGAAAACUAAAGAAAACCCUUCCAAGUGGGUCCUCGCAGGUGUGGCCCUACUUCUGCAAAUUUAGGUUCCGAUUGACAGAGUUUCACCAACAGAAAAUGUCUCAAUGGGAGCAUUGAACCAUUUCACAUUCAAGGAAUUUCUAAAAUAAUAUACGUAGAGUAAAAAACCCUCUGUCUUUUUAACUCUUUGAGUGCGGACAUUUAGCGAGCUUGGCAAAUUAAUUCUUAAGAGGAUGUAGUAUGCAGUAGCAGAUGCAUCUAUGGGAGAGGCAGUGUGGCCUAGUGGAUAGAAUCUUGGUGUAGGCCUCAGAAGGCCUAGGUUCUAUUCCCAGUUCAAUUACUGGAUGACCGUAGGCAAAUGAUUUUUUCCUUCCGUGCUUCAGUUUCCCCAUAUGUAAAAAGGGGACAUAAUACUGACUACCUUUGUAAAGUGCUUUGGACUCUACUGAUGAAAAGUGCUUCAUAAGAACUAGGUAUUUUUAUAUGUGACUGGACACUGUGGCCAGAGCCUCAGCUGCUAUAAAUCAGGGUAUUGCCAUUCAUUCAAUGGAGCUACAUGGAUUUAAACCAGUUGAAGGAGUGGCCCCAUAUCUAUCACAUUCAGAGGAUUAAAGGGCUGUUAGGCUCAAAUUUGACCUAAUGUAUAUUUUUCUCUGUGUAAGUUCUGAUCCAAAGCCAGUCGAAGUCAGAGGGAGUCUUUCCAUUGACUUUGAUAGGCUUUGAAUCUGGCUAAAUUGAAUAAGCUUUGUAAUUCUUUAUACUCUGUUUUUUUUAAUCCAACCAAAUGUUUCAGUGACAUGUGAAGAAAAAUUCAGAAAGCCAGGGAGCCCUGUACUCCUUAGGGGAAUAAGUGAUUUAAAAUGAUUUAGGAUUCCUUACUGAUAUCCCUUUAGACUCUAACAAAUUUAUUUGAGCAUAAGCUUUCGUGAGCUACAGCUCACUUCAUCGGAUGCAUUCAGUGGAAAAUACAGUGGGGAUAUUUAUUUGAGCAUAAGCUUUCAUGAGCUACAGCUCACUUCAU